CAAACCUGGGAGAGACCUGGGAACUGAACUGGGUCCCACCCCAGCACUUCCCCUGCUACACUCUCUUCUCUCCUCCCACUUUGGCUAUGUUGCUAUGGGUCUGUGAAUGUGAAACAAACAGGAACUAACUACUUCUCCAUCUUUGAGGUUCUGCUCAGGACACCCAGAACCAUCAGCCACUGUUACCCUGUGCCAGACACGCCAGCCUCUCUACCUUGCCAGCAAACUCUUCAAGACUCUGCCAGACUAAAACUAACUUGCAGGGACUCCCAGGGACUCAGAGGAUGAGGAGGAGAAGGAACGGGUGGACAUGGCCAUAGAGGAGGCUGGUCUCAAGGACAUCCGAGAGCAGCUCUAGGGCAGAGAAAAGCCCAGCGAGUGCCAGCCCCCGGCGCUGACCGCACCCGACCCCUGGCCCGCACUGCCAGCUGGGAUCUGCCAGCCACCACGGGACCCUUUCCAGCUUGGGGUGGACGGGAUAAAAGGCUCAUCCCAGGCCAGCGGACAGACAGACGGGAAGGUAGAGGGCUGGAAUCAGCGGCUCCCCUGUGCAUACUGUGGGGCUCCAGCUCCAGGAGGCAGCCAUGACCCUGCCCGCCCCGUGGGGCGCAGAGCAGCAGCUGGAGGAGAUGAUGGAGCUGACGGCGCAGAACCUGCCCAGGCUGGAGGUGACCCAGUCGUACACCAUCCUGAGGGAGCUGGGCAGCGGCUCCUAUGGCCAAGUGCUGCUGGCCGUGCACCAGCGGCAAGGCAGGCCGAUGGCGUUGAAGUUCAUCGAGAAGCGGGACACUGAGCUGCGGGACUUCCUGAGCGAGUACUGCAUCUCGCUGAGCCUGGCCGCCCACCCCUGCAUUGCCAGCGCCCUGGGCAUCGCCUUCCAGACCGAGCACCACUAUGUCUUCGCGCAGGAGCUCGCCCCUGCCAGGGACCUCUUCUCCCUGCUGCAGCCACAGGUGGGGUUCGGGCUCGCGGAGCUGCAUGUCAAGCGCUGUGCUCUGCAGCUCGCCAGCGCCCUCGAGUUCAUGGGGGCCAAGGGGCUGGUUCACCGCGAUGUCAAGCCUGAGAACGUGCUGCUGCUCGACCUUGAGUGCCGGCGUGUCAAACUGACCGACUUUGGGCUGAGCUGCCCGCAGGGCACUGCCAUCGAGGCCCUGCCUGAGAACCUGCCCUACACGGCACCCGAGCUGUGCCUCCUGGGGCCCUCGGCCCGCCUGCCGGCCCAGCCUAGCCUGGACGCCUGGGCCCUGGGCGUGCUGCUCUUCUGCGUGCUGACUGGCUUCUUCCCCUGGCACACGGCCGCCGACCGGCACUACCGGGACUUUGAGCGCUGGCAUCGCAGCCCCCGCGUCCGCCCACGCCCACCCCGCUGGGGGUGCUUCACCUACGAGGCCCAGGAGAUGCUGCGAGGGCUGCUGACCCCUGACCCCAGCCAGCGCAGCCCAGCCAGCAUUGCCAUGGCCCACAUCAAGUGCCCCUGGCUGGAACCCAAGGAGCCGGGCGCUGCCCGUGGAGGCAGGACUCUGCGGGGGAGUAGCCAUUGCCGCUGAGCCCAGCCUCAUGGGCACUGCCGCCAGGCACAGGCACCCGCCACGGCCAAGGGGCCGCAGGGACCAAGGACUUGCAGGACACAUUGCUUAGCAGGGACCAUGGC
Molecule: messenger RNA, 1651 nt
Organism: Caretta caretta (loggerhead turtle)
Lineage: Eukaryota; Metazoa; Chordata; Testudines; Cheloniidae
Product: serine/threonine-protein kinase SBK2-like
Biological process (GO): protein phosphorylation
Molecular function (GO): protein serine/threonine kinase activity; ATP binding
Source: RefSeq, a predicted model, not a curated record